Molecule: messenger RNA, 742 nt
Organism: Populus nigra (black poplar)
Lineage: Eukaryota; Viridiplantae; Streptophyta; Magnoliopsida; Malpighiales; Salicaceae
Product: 18.1 kDa class I heat shock protein-like
Exons: 1
Coding region: 93-560 (155 amino acids)
Biological process (GO): protein folding; response to hydrogen peroxide; protein complex oligomerization
Source: RefSeq, a predicted model, not a curated record
CUGUCUCUCCGUAACAUCAUCAAGUCAAAAACAAUCAAAGCAGAAUCUAAUUUAGCAGCUCUAUACUACCCACCAUCUUUGUGCCGUUCAAAAUGUCGAUGAUCCCAAGUUUCUUUGGCAACCGAAGGAGCAGCAUCUUCGAUCCUUUCUCUCUUGACGUUUGGGACCCUUUAAAGGAUUUCCCUUUUCCUUCCCCUUCCUUCCCGCGCGAUGAAAACUCUGCUUUUGUUAACACUCGCAUCGACUGGAAGGAAACCCCAGAAGCCCAUGUCUUCAAGGCCGAUCUUCCUGGCCUCAGAAAAGAGGAAGUGAAGGUCCAGAUUGAAGAUGAUAGAGUUCUCCAAAUCAGCGGAGAGAGGAAUGUCGAGAAGGAAGACAAGAACGAUACUUGGCAUCGCGUGGAGAGGAGCAGUGGCAAAUUCUCGAGGAGGUUUAGGCUGCCUGAAAAUACCAGGAUGAAUCAGGUCAAGGCUUCUAUGGAAAAUGGGGUUCUCACGGUGACCGUGCCCAAGGAAGAAGCAAUCAAGAAACAAGUCAAGAGCAUUGAAAUCUCUGGUUGAGAUUUGAUUUCCCUAUUUUGGUGUUGAUGCAUUAUUAUUAGGAUAAAAGAGUAGUACUACGUUUGCUAUCUGCCUUGAAAAUAUGUUAUGUUUAUGUUCCUGUUGUGAAGGUCGAGGUGUGUGGUGAUGGGUUACUUGUGCUGUAAUGAGAGUUAACUGAAAUUAACUUGUAUUUUCUGUGA